GAUGUGUGGAGGCCGGGCGGGAGCCGGAGAGCAGUGGAGCGGCUGUUAGGUGUGAGAGGUGUAGAAGCACUCAUCUCAUCUUUGGUGCUCGGCUUCGCCUCCACAGCGUCCUGUAACCUUUCCUGGGGUCCUGUCUGCCUCAUUCUUAGGUCCUUUGCCUCUUGUUCUGGAAAUCCUGCUUCCUGCCGCAAGAUGCCCCAGCUCGGACUCCUACAUUGGAGACCCUGGACUGUGUUGCUUGGUCAGCUCCGGCGGCCGCCCGGUGCUGUGUGCAUCAGGGCAGUCCGUUCUCACAGUCAGGUUGCAGAGGCACUGUUUACAUCCCAACUGAAACCUCAUCAAGAGAAGUCAAAUUUUAUUAUCAAGACCCCAAAGGGUACCAGAGAUCUUAGUCCCCAGCAGAUGGUGGUGAGGGAGAAAAUUCUUGAUGUGGUUGUUAGCUGCUUUAAACGUCAUGGAGCAAAGGGGUUGGAUACCCCGGCAUUUGAACUAAAGGAGAUGCUCACUGAGAAGUAUGGAGAGGACUCUGGGCUCAUCUAUGACCUGCAGGAUCAGGGCGGAGAGCUGCUGUCAUUGCGCUAUGACCUUACUGUCCCUUUUGCUCGUUAUCUGGCAAUGAAUAAAGUGAAGAAGAUGAAACGCUAUCAUGUUGGAAAAGUGUGGCGGCGGGAGAGCCCAACCAUAGUCCAAGGCCGCUACCGGGAGUUCUACCAGUGUGAUUUUGACAUUGCUGGUCAAUUUGACCCUAUGAUCCCUGAUGCAGAAUGUUUGAAGAUCAUGUGUGAAAUCCUUAGCGGAUUGCAGCUGGGGGAUUUUCUCAUUAAGAUCAAUGACCGGCGGAUUUUGGAUGGAAUAUUUGCUGUCUGUGGUGUUCCUGAAAGCAAGUUCCAUGCCAUCUGCUCCUCAGUAGACAAACUAGACAAGAUGUCUUGGAAAGAUGUGAGACAUGAGAUGGUGGUAAAGAAAGGCCUGGCUCCUGAAGUGGCUGAUCGAAUUGGGGAUUAUGUCCAAUGUCAUGGUGGGAUAUCCUUGGUGGAGCAAAUGUUCCAGGAUCCCAGACUAUCCCAGAACAAGCAGGCCCUAGAGGGCUUGGGAGACCUGAAGCUGCUGUUUGAAUACCUGACUUUAUUUGGAGUUGCUGAGAAGGUCUCCUUUGACCUGAGCUUGGCUCGAGGCCUGGACUACUAUACAGGAGUGAUCUAUGAAGCAGUGCUGCUACAGACCCCAGUGCAUGCUGAGGAGGAGCCACUGAAUGUGGGCAGUGUGGCUGCUGGUGGUCGCUAUGAUGGGCUGGUGGGCAUGUUUGACCCCAGAGGCCACAGGGUGCCAUGUGUGGGGCUCAGCAUUGGAGUAGAGCGAAUCUUCUCCAUUGUGGAGCAGAGGAUGAAGAUUUUUGGUGAGAAGAUACGGACCACAGAGACCCAAGUGUUUGUGGCCACACCACAGAAGAACUUUCUUCAAGAACGGUUGAAGCUAAUUGCAGAGCUUUGGGAUGCUGGGAUCAAGGCAGAGCUGAUGUAUAAGAACAACCCUAAACUACUACCCCAGCUGCACUACUGUGAGAACAUGGGCAUUCCACUGGUGGUCAUUAUUGGUGGCCAUUAAACGGGAAAAUCUAGUGGCUGAAAUUCAGAAACGACUGUCUGAGUCUUGAUCAUUACCCGAAUGCCAUCUGCUACUCUUUGUAGAAAAGGUUUCACCUAGGACUGACUUCCUAAAGGACUUCACACCUGCUGGCCAGAAUGGGUGACAAGUGUUUCUGGAUCCUUAUCUUUUCUGUGUACAGAACUAUAGAAUGCCCUGAGGACUCCUAGGCUAGUGUGAGCAGCUAUGCUGCAUGGGCACACAUGAUGGCUGGUAUGUGAAAGAGAUAUGCUGUAACUGCCAAGGCAGAUGGCAGGUUUGAAAUGCCAUUGAAUGCUACCAACAAUGUGCUGAGAUGGUUGCUGUCAGCAAGUCUCUGGGAAAGUCACCUCAGGUUGAGAGGAUUCUGAACCAUUGAGAUCAAAAGUGAUAUAUUUAGCCUUCUACUAUGGCUUCUGGAAAGUUUGUCCAAAACCUAGUCAUGGGCUGUCCAGGGAGUUUUGGGGAGACAGCAAGGAGGGGAAGUGACUGCUUUCUGUUCUGUUUAAAACAGAGGUGCUAUCCUAAGGGCAUUGCACUGCCCAUAUUGAUGUGGCAUCUCUUUAGCCCAUUCACGUUAAUAAUAACAGGGUGAGCCUGUUUGUUUAAUAAUCUUGAACAUUGAACUUAAUAGGUGACCUGACAAAAUGGAGAUAUGAUUUUGGAGCCCAUUACCUGUGCCGGAAUCACUUCUCUGAUUUCCAUGUCCUGCCAUGGAGGUGGCUGUUCUUGAAGUGGUUGUAUAAUAUAUUAAAUAAAAUUUAAAUGGA
Molecule: messenger RNA, 2393 nt
Organism: Cervus elaphus (red deer)
Lineage: Eukaryota; Metazoa; Chordata; Mammalia; Artiodactyla; Cervidae
Gene: HARS2
Product: histidyl-tRNA synthetase 2, mitochondrial
Exons: 13
Coding region: 193-1605 (470 amino acids)
Biological process (GO): histidyl-tRNA aminoacylation
Cellular component (GO): cytoplasm; mitochondrion
Molecular function (GO): histidine-tRNA ligase activity; ATP binding; identical protein binding
Source: RefSeq, a predicted model, not a curated record